AUGUAUGGAGCUUGCGGCUGCGUGGAGGAGGCCAAGGCUGUGUUCGAGGGGAUUCACGGGAGGAACGUUUUCUCGUGGAAUCUCAUGCUUCUGGCAUAUGCCCAGAAUGGGUAUUUUCUGGGUGGAAGAAAAGCAUUCGACCAGAUGCCCAGCUGGGACGUUGUCUCUUGGAGCACUUUGGUGACGUUUUUCUGCCAAACAGGUGACAUUCAUUCAGCAAAGAAUGCAUUCGAUUGCAUGCCUCAGAGAGAACUUUUGUCGUGGAACACUUUACUUGCAGCAAAUGCCAGAAAUGGGCAAAUACACGACGUGCAAGGGAUGUUUGUUCGAAUGCCCGCGCACAGCCUAGCUUCGUGGAACUCAAUAAUCACUCUCGUCUCGGACAGCACGAACGCUAACUAUGCAAGCUAUAUAUUUGCGGCAAUGCCCAGUCGAGACGAGAUUUCCUGGAAUUCUAUGCUUUCUGUAUAUACCCAAGCCGGGCAUAUGGACUCGGCAAAAGCGCUCUUUGAUUUUUUCCCUGCAUGGAACUUGAGGGCUUGGAACGCGAUGAUCACAGCUUACGCUCAGAUUCCUGCUUGCUCCCAGGACUCGAGACUGACCUUUGAGAGCAGUCCGCAGCGAGACUCUGUGUCGUGGAACGGAUUGAUCCGAGCUCUUGCAGACGAUCACGUUGCUCGGCAGGCCGUGUUUGAUGCAAUGCCACAGCGAGACGUUGUUUCGUGGACCUCCAUGGUCCAGGCGAGCUUGGAUCAAGGCUUGUUUGAUCCUGCUAGAGAGCUCUUUGAUGCUAUGCCUUCCAAGAAUGUUGUGACUUGGACGAUGGUAGUCACAGCGUUUGCGGAGUGGAGCAGCGAGCUUCUGGAUCGAGCGGAGUGGAUCUUCCACCGGAUGCCGCAGCACAACUUAGUGACUUGGAAUGUGAUGCUCUCGGGUUUCGCACAGAACGGGAAAGUUGACAAUGCCAAGCUCAUGUUUGAGAGCCUUCCAGCGAGAGAUACUGUUUCGUGGAACACGAUGAUGAGCUCGUACAGUGCCACCGGUGGGUUUCUGGAGGAAUCGAGGGACUUGUUCUUCCGGAUUCCUCGCAGGGAUUUAGUUUCUUGGAACUCGAUGCUUGUGGCUCUCGUCUUAAACGAUGAUCUUGCUGGUUCGAGGACGGUGUUUGAUUUGAUGCCUCGAAGAGAUGUCGUGAGCUGGAAGAUCUUGAUCCAGGGUUAUGCUCAAGAGGGCGAUAUGGAUCGAGCGAGAGGCUUGUUGGAGAGCGGGAUUUAUGCUCUUGGUUCAUCAUCCAGUGGACUGAUUUGGUCGAUCUUGCUUCGAGGAUACAGCUCCAAUGGCUUGAGUAUAGAGGCGUUCGAGCUCUUGAAGAGGAUGGACCUGGAAGGUGUCAAGCUCAUUAGCAGUUCUUACACUGCUCUUCUCGACGCUUGCUCGGGCCCCGAGUUCUUGGAACUCGGCAAAGAAACUCAUGCUAGAGUUUUGUUCUCGGGACUCGACAAAGAUCCCUGCGUGGUGAGCUCGCUCAUCGUCAUGUACGGGAAGUGUGGAAGCUUGCAUGACGCGGUGACGACGUACAGCCGGCUUGAUCGACCAGACGUGGUUUGCUCCAACUCGAUGAUCACAGCUUACAUCCACAAUAGUCGCAUGGCAGAAGCUCAGGGCGUCGUCGAGAGUAUGGUUGAUCCGAGCGUGGAGAGUUGGAACAUACUCCUCCACGGCUAUGGCCAGAACAGAAAUCUCGAAGAGGCAAAGCUUUUGUUCGACAAGCUUCACGAGCGUGAUGCUAUGUCGUGGAGCUCGAUCUUGUGUGCGUACGUAGCAGCCGGUCUUGGAGCCGAGGCUUUGAUGACCUUCCGAGAGAUGGACUUGGAAGGCUUCAGGCCUAGCACGAAAUGCUUGGUCGCUGUUCUAGACGCCUGUGGCUCUCUCCUGGGUGAUUUUGCUCACUGCAAGAUCGUCCACUCGAGCAUAGCCGAGGCUGGAUUGGAUCGGCUCAAGGGCGUGGAGACCUCGAUCAUCAGCAUGUACUCAAGGUGUGGAAGCCUGCGAGUUGCGAGAGAGAUCUUUGACAAGCGCCCUCAAGAGCUUCGAGCUCGCUGGAGCUCGAUGAUCGCCGGCUACGCUCAAAACGGCCAUGCGCGCGAAGCUCUCGAUCUAUUCAGGCAAAUGCUGCUCGACGGAGUGGAGCCAAACUCGAUCACGCUCGUCUCGAUCAUCUCCGCGUGUAGCCACACCGGAGCUCUGGGAGAUGGUCUCCGCUGCUUCGGAAGCUUGAGGCAAGACUUCAACAUCGUUGCCUCGGAUGAUAUCUACAAGUGCGUGGUGGACGUUCUGGGACGAGCCGGGAUGCUGAGCGAGGCCGAGGAGUUCAUCUCUGCGAUGAUGCCAUUCGAAGCCGAUAGCUGCACUUGGAUGAGCUUGCUGGGGAGCUGUAGAAGCCAUGGCGAUGUCAGGAGAGGCCAAAAGAUCGCGGCUAUGGAGUUUGAAGCUUGGUCGCCAACUUCUUCCACCUUUGUGCUUCUUUCCAACUUGUGUAUUCCUGGGAAAAGUUUAUAG
Messenger RNA from Selaginella moellendorffii, 2559 nucleotides. Its product is annotated as pentatricopeptide repeat-containing protein At1g32415, mitochondrial. Gene Ontology annotation, molecular function: RNA binding; protein binding. The record is from RefSeq and is a predicted model, not a curated record. Gene Ontology annotation, biological process: RNA modification. Bases 1 to 2559 code for a protein of 852 amino acids. Lineage: Eukaryota; Viridiplantae; Streptophyta; Lycopodiopsida; Selaginellales; Selaginellaceae. The transcript has a single exon.